AUGAUUUGGUGUCUGCGUCGUCGCUACAGGACAAUCUGUCUGUCCUUGGCCUUCAUCACUAUUUUCCUCCACCUCUUCCUGGCGCUGCUCUCUCUUUCUAUUUACCACCAGCCGUGUGACCCCCUGUCGCCAACCAAGACACACACGGCGACUGACCUGGCACGCACCAGCUUCACCUCAGCGGGGAUUGGGGGUUUAGCUGAGCCUCCAGCUGAUGCUGCCCAAACAAAUGCUUCCAAUAUGGAUGCCAAUAAGGAGGCCAAAGGUCACGUGCGAACUGCUCCGUCUUCAGUCACCAUCGACAACAACGUUGAGCCCUUGGCGUCUGGGUUGAAGAAACUGGAGGCACUGUUUGACCAUCCUCUGUACAAUAUGCCCCGCCCUCCUGUCCCUGAAGAGGAUGUGCUGCUGAAAGUGAAGUCAAAGGUCAAAGCUGCUCAGGAGAGCUCUCAGAUGUGGGUGAGUGCAAGUCAAGAAGGCUAUGAGGACGCGCAGUGGAACAGCAACAGCAGCACUCAUCCACCCUGGCUGCGUUUCCACCUGGGCAUCUCCCGCUGGCAGCUCUACGCUCACCGUGACGCCAACGUGGAGGCUCUGACCCAGCAGAUCUCCACGAACCGCAUCGUUAGUGCAGUGCAGAAGUCUGGCGGGACGCAACUGAAGCUGGUGAUGUCAUUUCCCAACUACGGACAAGCCAUGUUCAAGCCCAUGAAACAGGAGAGAGAUGAUGAAACCAACUACAACCUCUACUACUUCUCAGACUUUGAGAGACACAAUGCCGAAAUUGCAGCUUUUCACCUUGACAGGAUUUUAGGCUACAGGAGAAUCCCUCCCGUGGUUGGGAGGCUGGUGGACGUGAUAAAGGAGAUUAAAGACAUCACCACUGACCACAAGCUGGCUCGCACAUUUUUCACCUCCCCUGUGGGGAACGCAUGUUUCUACGGCCUGUGCUCCUACUAUUGUUCUACAGAGCACGCCGUGUGCGGGCGUCCCAAGAAUGUGGAGGCCUCCAUGGCUGUCAUGCUUCCAGAUCUCUCCCUGGCUACGCGGAGGAGCUGGAGGUCGCCCUGGAGACGCUCGUACAGCCGCAGCAAGCUGGCCAAGUGGGAAACUGAUUCAGAUUACUGUUCCAGUGUGAAACAGAUGCCGCCAUUCAACAAAGGCACAAGGCUGGUGGACUUCAUGGACAUGGUCAUACUGGACUAUUUGAUGAGUAACAUGGACCGACAUCACUAUGAGACCUUUGAGAAGUUUGGCAAUAAUACUUUCUUGUUGCACCUUGACAAUGGGAGAGGAUUUGGUCGUCACUCCAAAGAUGAGCGUUCUAUCUUAGCUCCUCUGAAGCAAUGCUGCAGAAUCCGCCGCUCCACCUGGAUGCGUGUGCGUCUCUUGUCUCUGCCUCGGUAUCGCCUCAGCGAUGUCAUGCGAGCCUCCCUGUCCCGCGAUCCCCUCCACCGCGUGGCUCCACUGCUGUCGGAGCUCCACCUCGCCGCCCUCGAUCGGCGUCUGAAAACCGUGCUGGAGACCGUGAGUGUUUGUCAGCAGCAGCAGAGCGAGGGCGGCGGAGGUGACGAGGUCAUCUUUGAUGACACGGCACACUUAAAGGACACGGUCAGUCCGGCAGAGUAGGAC
Molecule: messenger RNA, 1632 nt
Organism: Solea solea (common sole)
Lineage: Eukaryota; Metazoa; Chordata; Actinopteri; Pleuronectiformes; Soleidae
Product: extracellular serine/threonine protein kinase FAM20C-like
Exons: 10
Coding region: 1-1629 (542 amino acids)
Biological process (GO): protein phosphorylation
Cellular component (GO): Golgi apparatus
Molecular function (GO): phosphotransferase activity, alcohol group as acceptor
Source: RefSeq, a predicted model, not a curated record